AUGGUUCAGAACGGCCAAAUCACCUUCUACACUCACGUUUAUUCUCCCUACUGCCACCGGGUGCAUAUCGCCCUGGAACAAGCCAAGGCCAAUUACACGUCUGUCAACAUCAACCUGAUGGACAAGCCAGAGUGGUACGACAAGAAGAUUAACACCGUUACAGGCAAGAUCCCGGCGCUCACGUACGGCGGCCCCAAACACCCUCCCGGUGAGCCCUCCCCAGAGGCGGCCGUGCUCGUCGAGUCCGGCGCCAUCCUCGAGUUCCUCCACGAGACAUUCCCCGAGGCGCUCCUCCUCCCGUCCGACCCGAUCCGCCGCGCCAACGCGCGCAUCUUCGUCUCCAUCGUCGACAACAAGCUCAUGGACGUCUUCCGCGCGUACUUCGUGGAUGGCGCCCCCGCGAGCACCCUCCUCGCGGGCUUCGAGGCGCUGCAGGUGCGCCUCCCGCCGGUCGGUGCCGAUCGGAAGGGUGGGUUCGCGGUGGGGGAAUGGAGCAUCGGGGACAUCGCUGCUGCACCGUUGUUGGCGCGCAUCGUGAUGCUGCUCGAGCACGACAUCGGGAGGUUCGAGGAGGGGGAUGGGCCGAAGACGUUGGCGCUGCUGAGAGGCCCGAAGUAUGCGAGGAUCAUGAAGUACUUGGAGGACGCGAAAAGGUGGCCGAGCUUUGUGGCCACUUGGGACGAGCCGACUGUGCUGGCCAUUUGGCAGAGCAACCCGUUCUUCCAGCGUAGCUAG
Molecule: messenger RNA, 735 nt
Organism: Dichomitus squalens LYAD-421 SS1
Lineage: Eukaryota; Fungi; Basidiomycota; Agaricomycetes; Polyporales; Polyporaceae
Exons: 4
Coding region: 1-735 (244 amino acids)
Cellular component (GO): cytoplasm
Source: RefSeq, a predicted model, not a curated record